AUGGUGCGCGGCAGGAUCUCCCGGCUCUGGGUCCGCGACGUGCGCUUCCCCACGUCGCUCGGGGGCCACGGCUCGGACGCCAUGCACACAGACCCUGACUAUUCAGCUGCCUAUGUCGUCUUAGAGACUGAUGCAGAAGAUGGACUCAAGGGAUAUGGAAUUACCUUUACUCUGGGAAAAGGCACUGAAGUUGUUGUCUGUGCUGUGAAUGCUCUUGCCCACCAUGUGCUGAACAAGGACCUCAGUGACAUUGUCAGUGACUUCAGAGGCUUCUAUAGGCUGCUCACAAGUGACGGGCAACUCAGAUGGAUAGGUCCUGAGAAAGGUGUUGUGCAUCUGGCCACAGCGGCUGUUCUCAAUGCGGUGUGGGACCUGUGGGCCAAACAGGAGGGGAAGCCUCUGUGGAAGCUGCUUGUUGAUAUGGAUCCCAGGACACUGUUAUCCUGCAUAGAUUUCAGGUACAUCACUGACGUCCUGACUGAGGAGGAAGCUUAUGAAAUACUCCGGAAGGGUCAAAUGGGUAAAAAAGAGAGAGAGGAACACAUGCUGGCACAUGGCUACCCUGCCUACACCACAUCCUGCGCCUGGCUGGGGUACUCGGAUGACAUGCUGAAGCAGCUCUGCACCGAGGCACUGAAGGAUGGCUGGACCAGAUUUAAAGUGAAAGUUGGUGCUGAUCUCCAGGAUGACAUCCGUAGGUGCCGCCUCAUCAGAAACAUGAUUGGACCUGAGAAGGUUUUGAUGAUGGAUGCCAACCAGCGCUGGGAUGUGCCUGAGGCAGUGGAGUGGAUGUCAAAGUUGGUCGAGUUCAAGCCACUGUGGAUUGAGGAGCCCACCUCUCCAGAUGACAUUCUGGGACAUGCUGCUAUUUCCAAGGCGUUGGUCCCGCUAGGGGUUGGUGUUGCCACGGGAGAACAGUGCCACAAUAGAGUGAUAUUUAAGCAGCUACUACAGGCGAAAGCCCUACAGUUUCUCCAGAUUGACAGCUGCAGGCUGGGAAGUGUCAAUGAGAACCUCUCAGUGUUGCUGAUGGCCAAAAAGUUUGAAAUUCCUGUUUGCCCGCAUGCUGGCGGAGUUGGCCUCUGUGAAUUGGUACAGCACCUGAUUAUAUUUGACUUCAUAUCAGUUUCUACAAGCCUUGAAAACAGAAUGUGUGAGUAUGUUGACCACCUGCAUGAACACUUCAAGUAUCCUGUGCUAAUCAAGAAGGCUUGCUACAUGCCUCCUAAGGAUGCUGGUUAUUCAACAGAAAUGAAAGAAGAAUCUGUAAAGAAGCACCAAUAUCCAGAUGGUGAAGUCUGGAAGAAACUCAUUGCUGCUCAAAGAAAUUAAGUGCUCAGUCCUAACGCAUUCUUUUUUAGUGAAAGGCUUAAAAAUUCUUGGGUAUGGUUUUAUUAUGGGGGU
This is a messenger RNA of Condylura cristata (star-nosed mole), 1404 nucleotides long. RefSeq names its product enolase superfamily member 1 (gene ENOSF1). Gene Ontology annotation, molecular function: L-fuconate dehydratase activity; magnesium ion binding. Gene Ontology annotation, biological process: carbohydrate catabolic process; amino acid catabolic process. The coding region runs from base 1 to 1332 and encodes 443 amino acids. The record is from RefSeq and is a predicted model, not a curated record. The transcript is spliced from 16 exons. Lineage: Eukaryota; Metazoa; Chordata; Mammalia; Eulipotyphla; Talpidae.